CAUGGUGGAGUGAAGAGGUUGAAGUCAGGUCAGAGGAAGUAUGCCUGUGAACUCACACUGGACCCAAACACAGUAAACAGCAAUCUCUCAUUGUCUAAGGACAACAGAAAGGUGACAGAGGUGUUGGAAAAGCAGCCAUACCCUGACCAUCCAGAGCGAUUUCACCACUGGAAGCAGGUUCUGUGUAGAGAAGGUUUGAUCGGGCGCUGUUACUGGGAGGUUGAGUGGAAAGGAUGGGUUAAUAUUGGUGUGGCAUACAAGGGAAUUAAAAGGAAAGGACAGGAUGACGACAGCUGGAUCGGACAGAAUGACAAGUCCUGGAGUCUGUUACGCUGUGAUAAUAAGUUCUCUGCCUGUCACAAAAAUAGGAGGGUAAUCAUACCAAUCAACUUCUCCUUUGACAAUGGCAGAGUAGCAGUGUAUCUGGACUGGCCUGCCGGUACUCUGUCCUUCUACAGGGUCUCCUCUGACACACUGAUCCACCUCCACACCUUCAACACUAGAUUCACUGAACCGCUCUACCCUGCA
Molecule: messenger RNA, 528 nt
Organism: Larimichthys crocea (large yellow croaker)
Lineage: Eukaryota; Metazoa; Chordata; Actinopteri; Sciaenidae
Product: stonustoxin subunit beta-like
Exons: 2
Molecular function (GO): protein binding
Source: RefSeq, a predicted model, not a curated record